CUGAUUCAAACAGAACAGCAUCAGGAGUUGGGCGCAUCAGGGCAACUGAUAGGGCUGACCGAACCCUGUCACGCAGCCGGCAACGGCUUAAGCGCAGCAACCUCCAACAACAGGUCUAUUUUGCUUUGAUCUUGACGUGUAUCUUGACUGGCUGCGUGUUGUUUUGCCUUUUGGCGAGAAACUGCUGAGCCCCAGCGAGAAGCUUUGCUGAGGACUUGACUGGUGCAGCUUCUUCAUGGCCAAAAAAUCUUCACACCGUUGAUUCAGGGUCGUCCGUCGACCAGCGACGACCCGCUGCUUCCGACCAUUUUGGGGCACCAAGUUCAGGCCAAGACUGCAUCAGUAUGGCAGAUGACGAGUGGUCAGAACCACUUGUGGUGGACCGUGCGACAGGGCAAGCGCUUUGGCCCGACCUGCGUGGACGGCGACCCAAUGCAGCGCCCGGUCAAGACUCAGCGGGAGGGGGGGCCAGCUACAUCAUGAUGCAGUCGUAUACGUCUGCACAACCGCCUGCAGAAGCGGGGUACGCUCAGGCGCCUGCAAGCCAGCUUCACCGCGACGUCUCCAACGACCAAAGACUCCGCCGCACCGUGUCCGCGUGCGCGAGGGCCGACCCAGCGGUGGUUACAGACUUAAGAGCUGGCUUUAAUGUUGGUUUGGGGAUGAUGGACCGGCCGCGCAGCGAGGCGCUUCCUCCGGAACUACAGCUGGGGCUCGGCCCCACGGGCGCAACGGGCGCGCAUGCCGGCAGCGCGGCGCCGGCCGGCUUUUCGUCGGCCAGCGGCCACAUGACCAUGGGGCCCGGGCAGCCGUCAGCCUAUGCCGCACACGUGGAGGCUGGGGGUGCUGACUGGCCCAGCGAGGGCUCACAGGCACAGCGCCUGCGUGCGCACCACUACAACAUGUACUUGGGCUAUGAGGCCACUGGGUCAGCCACACCACUACACGGCGGCAGCGGGGGGGGCCUGGCCGGCAUGGAUACGGCCUCAACUCCACCGCCGUACGGCGGGGCUGCCGGCGACCAGUCCAUGGCACCAUCUGGGGCCGCAGCAAACACCGCGUCACCAGGUCCUGCAUCGGCGGAUGCAGCCAGGCACGCGGAAGCGGACGCGUUCCACAACGCGUUUGGGGCCCGGCUGCCGCGUCUAGCUGUGAUCCAUGCGGCGGGAGGCUCUUUCGGCGGCGGUGCGGGCAGCAGCGGCGGGGCGUACGCCGCGAACGACUGGGGCUCGGGCUCCCCUCUGCGGCGGGUCUGGGCUAGCUCGUUGCACGAAGCGGGCGGUAGCACCGGCGGCACGGGCCGUCCCAGUGCGGGCCCCAACUCGCCAAGCGCCCGCGCUGCGGGCAGCCCCAUCGCGGUGCGCGGCACGCCCACCAAGCACGUGGCGGGUUCGCAGGGCGGCUCCAUUCUGUCGCCGCGCGGUGGACCGCUCAGUGCGGGGUCGCCUGGCUUCGCGGCCGCCUCCGCCCAGCUAGCGCACCUUGGGCUGGGCAGCGGACCAGGCAGCGGCAGCGCGGGGGCAUCGCGGCACCUGCGCAGCAGCAGCGGUGGCGGCGGCUUGGGGGGCAUUGCGGCGGCUUGCCUGUCGCCGCAGUUUGGGGCCACGGCGUCCGCGGGCGGCGGUGGCAACGCCUCGUCGACCUCUUCCGAGCAGCGGCGGCUGGCGCUGUCCUCUGUCAGCAACCUGGCGCAGCUGAGGGAGACGGUGGCUGCGGACGGCGCACUGCCGCCUCGUGAGAAGCAGAAUCUACUGCAACUUAUCGAGGGCGCGAUGGCCGAACAACAACAGAGCCAGCAGCUGCUGCAGACGCGCGAUGCCGCCGGCUCGUCUGCUAGCGGCAGCGGUGAAGCCCCAUACUCCAACCAAGGAGCGGGAAUGACUCUACAGCAGCUGCAGAUGCUGACGCAAGCACAGCCACGGUCGCAAUCCACUCCCUCUGGUCCGAUGUCGGCGCCUUACGGGCUGGCGCGGCCGCAGCAGCAGCCCUCUCCGCCGCCGCGGCCGGCCGGGCCGCACCGGCUGUCCCUGGACGCAGCCUCCCGAGCCGCUGCGGUGACCACAGCCGCGACCGCAACUGGCCGCUUGCAAUCCAUGCCGACGCCAUUCGGCGGCGCCACCUCCGUCGCAGCUACGGCAGCUUCCGCCGGCGUGGGCGUUGCGCCGGGCGGUAGCCAACCCAGUGAUCCGGGGCUGUGCGGGAUAUCUGGCUCGGGGGCUCUUUCCGUAUCCUCUGGCUCCGUGCCUGCCUCCGGCCCCAUGUCAGGGGGACCCCCGGCGCCGGGCGGGGUGGCCGGGGCGCCUGCUGGCUUCGGCCGUCAGAGCUUUGGCAUGGACACGUCCAGAUCUCAGGCCGCGUCUUUGAGCCUGCCGGAGUCAAUGGGGAGCAUGGGGCGCGGCGCCGGCGGCAUCCUGUCGGGAGGUGGCGGCUACGGCGCUGCCAUGCACGGAGUCGGCCUGGCUAGCAGCAUCUCCGCUGCCUCGGGCUCACGGCUCCGGCGCUGCUCGGGCGGCCUGUCGCCGCCACCGCAUACCGCCUUCACCGAGAUUCCGGGCCUGAGCGGCGGCCACGUGCACGGACAUCAACAGCUCCAUCAGCAGCAGUACCACCUGCAGCAGCAGCAGCAGCAGCAGCAGCAGCACGCCAAGACUGAGGACCCGCAGCAGCAACAUGCCAAGCAAGAGGACCAGCAGCAGCUGCUGCGCGAAGUGUACACCGCGUUUGCAGGAGACGCAGCCCAACGCGAAGAGCACCAGCAGCACCAGCAGCCUUACCCAAUGCGAACGUCUGCCGGCGGCGGCGACGGCAGCGGCACGGGCCUGAUCAUGCCGUCGCGACUGGACAGCAACCAGUCGUCGCGGUCCCUGCUGACACCCGGCGGCAACCGCGUGGCCACUAGCGGCGGCAGUGGCAGUGGCAGCGGCAGCGGAGGCGCCAGCUCGGGCGGCGCCGCACCGCAUGGCAUGGAGGGUGUGCUGCACCACGGCGUUUGUGGGGGCGACGGCGUUACCGCUGCCGUUGGUGCUGACACGGCAGCGGGUGCCGGCAAUGCCGCGGGCAGGGCCACCAGCGGCAGCCGCAGCGGCAGCGAGGGGCCGCGCGCACCGCGCCCCUCUCGGGCCGCGGGCAGCGAGGGCGGCAGCCAAAUCAGCAGCGCGACCGGCUGCAGCGGAGAGCCUGCAAGCGUGGCGGGCGUGGUGGGGGCGAUGCAUGUGCAGCCGGGGCCGCCGCCCUCCUCGGCUGCUGCCACGCCUGAGGGGCCCAGAUCUGCAGCGGGUGAGAGUAUGCUGCCUCACAGCGCGCAGAACCCUGCAACGGCGCCCUGGCCGGAAACCGCGGCCAUGGGCCCCGCAGCUGUUGGACGUCCGCAGCAGCUGGCCAUGGACGCCGACCACAUGGCAGCGCUGCCGCGAAGCCACUCUCCCCGGGCGCUUCCGUCGCCGUCAUGGCAGGCAGCACCUCCACCGCGCCCCGCGUCGGCGAUCGCGAGCCGAGCCUCUUACAACGACCUCCCAAGGCUGCUGCCGCAGCAGCAGCAAGAAUUGCAGCCGCAGCAACAACAGCAGCAGCAAGAACUGCAGCCGCAGCAACAGCAGCAAGCGCUGCAGCCGGGGGCGGCGGCAGUUUUGCAUGGCGUAUCUGUAUCGCCACUGGCCCGCCAGAUGCUGGCGAUGCCGUUCGACGUCAGCGGCCGCAGCGGCCAGGCAAAUAGCACCGGGAGCGGCGGUGGCGGUGCCGGUGCCGGCGGUGGCGGUGGCAGUGCCGUCACAGGUCUUUUGCCGAUGGAUGUGCGCGCUCGCAUGCUGGCUGGCGCCUCCAUGCCGGCACUCUUGCCCUCUUACCAACAGCAACAACAUCAGUCGCGGCUGCAGCCGCGCCCGCCUCCCAACUUCGCAUCCGGUUCAUCUGGCUGGGUGCCUGAGCUGCACGGCGGCGAUGCGGCGGCGCCUGCACACGCCGACACCAGCACUUGGGCUGCGCGGAACGACUCGGUCGCCGAGUUCCCAUCCCUAUCUCAUCCGCCAACUAAUGGCAGCGGUGGGGGCUUGGGCGGCCGCGGCGGUGGGCCGGACGUGCCGCAGCUGCUUGACAGCCCUCAGCACCGGCACCUGCAGCAGCAGCUACAGCAGUCCCGCUUUCACCGCUCCCACCAGCAGCUGCUGGUGAGCUCUGGUCCCGCCAGCAGCACCGGCGAGUUGACGGCUGCAGCAGCUGCACAGCCGGCCUGGCAUCACAUGGAUGCGCGUGCCCACGCGCCGUACGUGGACGAUGCCGGCGGCUCUUCGCUGUCUUCCCGGUCACGCCCAGCGAGCUCGACCUUUGGAGGAGCGGGCGGGGGCCUGCCUGGCACUGGCUUCGCCGCCAAUGUGCGUGCCGGCGCUCCUCCCGGCUACAACACGGAGCCAGGCUUCCCGCAGUCGCCGCUGCCACACCAUCCUGCCUCCACUCCGCAAAGCGGGUUCGGGUUCAGCAGCCCACACUCGCGACCGCAGCAGCAACAACAACAAGAACAACAACAUCAGCAACAGCGCCCGAGCGGGUACAGCACACCUACCAUGCAGGCCGCCACGGCCCAGCAGGGCAGCCUGCAGCAGCCCGGCGCCACCGCGGCUGCAGCCUUCGGCUCUCCAGGCGUUUUUACGGGGCAGCAACAACAGCCGCAGGAGCGGCAAUGGCAGGUACCGCGCGAGAUGCAGCGUGCGGCAGCCGCAGCUGCAGCGGCGGCGGCGCAGGCGCGAGCUCAGGCGCUGGCGCAGGUCGCGCACGGGUUCACGGGGGCCCGGCUGUCAGGCAGCGUCGCGGACCUGGGCCCCGCGCCGCCGCCGCUGCAGGCGUUUGAGGAGGCGAUGGCAUCAGAGCCGGGCAGGGCGCCAGUAGCUGGUAGGGGAGGCACAGCGGCGGUGGCGGGGGUGGCCGGUGCUGAUCAGGACGGCGAUCUGCUGAUGCUGGGCGGACUGGGCGUUGCCGGCGGGGACGACGGCCACACCGGACUCCUGCGGGACAUGUGGAACACGACCGGCGGCGCCGCAGCUCCCAUUGCGGCUCCUGGUGGUGUCGGCUCCUCGGCCGCUGCUGCUGGUGGCGGUCCGCCGCGAGCCGCCUCGGGCGAUGGCGCUCUGCUGUCGCCGCUGCCGCCCAUGCUGGAGGACGGCGACGUGGACGCGCUGGACUGCAUGCUGGAUGAGCUGCUGGGGGUGGGCGACAUGGGGGACGUGGUGGGGCCGGGGUCGGGCGGGGACGGCGACGAGGACAUGGACAACCUGCACCUGCACUUCAGCGCACUGCAGGAUGGCAGCGGAGGCCGCAGGGCGGCAGUCCGCCGGGGCAGCAGCGGCGGGCGCCGAGCGGGCGAGGGCGCCGCAGGCGCCGCCGGGCCUGCAGGCGCGGACCCGGUUGUGCAGCAGCAGUCGCAGCUGAGGGCGGGAGGCCCAGCGGCCGGGGCGGAGGCUGGGGCCGGUGGGCUAGGCGGUCUGGGCGGCAGCUUCGGUCAUCUGGCGGCGCGCGGCAGCAGCGAAAUGAUGGGUGUGGUGGAGCUGGGGGCGGACGGAGGCGGCGGCAGCGAGGUCGAUAUCCUGGCGCUGGGGCUGGGGGACGGCACCGACACGGACAUGGGCUUCAUGUCGGGCUUCUGAACAUACAUCCUUGUGUUUGAGAUUUACAAAGGGAGCGGGUCGACACCGUGCUUUCUUAUUUGUAUCUUCAGCGGGGACGCAAGGUGACUAGAGCUGGACGCAGCCAUGGGUACUUUGGCAGAGCGAGCGCUUUGCGGCAGGCGCGGUGUGAUUCUUUGUUAUGAGUGCUGUGUGUGAAGUGACAAUGCGUACAGGGGAUUCUAACUGGGGUAGAACGGCUGAGGCGGGUUCACUUGUACAUACCGUACCACGGCGUGAUAGUGGGGCUGGCCUGGUAUAGUGGACAGGUGGCUGGUCAGAACUAGCGCGCAUUUUGCAAGAGCACAUACGAUUGAUUGUUCUGCACCGGUUAGUCGCCUUGGCGACAUAGUUCAGGGCCGAAGGGCACGAGGCUGAUUGUGGCCGCACUGACCACUGACCAUCGACAGUGACAGACAAGACUUGAAUCGCUGACUUCGUUGAAGACUAUCGUACGACAAGAGUGGCUAUGCGCUGGGCAAGCAGGAGUCAGGGUGAGGACGGUGGGCGUGUGGGACAAAUGCAAGCUGUGCGUGGGCUCGGAUGGUGGCGGAUACUACCACAUGCCAUGUCGUUACCAGUACUUCACCAGCAGAUGCUGUACAAGCCAAACAGGCGCAUGUUACCAUAUGCAGUGCCGCGGCCCGAGGUAGGCAAGGCCUGGGGUGCACAGGGAAGCGCUGCUGACAUUUCUUUUGGUUGUGCUUGUGGUCUUUAGGAUUUUGAUGCAUGCGUUUAUGUAAAUGUAAUAGGAGCACAACGAACUGUACUUGUGCGUUUGGUGACUGGGACGGUCGGUGUGAGGGCCGGUGCGUGGCAGUAGUGCUCGACAAACUAGGUCCCCGGGUUGUGUGCUGUGCGGGUACUUCGUAUUUCAGGCUUGGCUAGGUAGGUUCCGGCCUACGGAAGGUGCAGUUGUAGCGUGCAGUGGCAUGGAGCAGGUGAGCGCGGAAUGCAGCAGGAGGGUGCGCACUAUUCGCGACGGCUGUCUUGUGACAUGUUGCGGAGAAGAUUGCGCGGUGGUUGGGGCAAGUUGCUGUAUCAAUCAGGAGAUGUUUGUCUUUGGUUUGUCUGUGUAAACAUGGGAACUG
Chlamydomonas reinhardtii is the source of this 6742-nucleotide messenger RNA. RefSeq lists its product as uncharacterized. The transcript has 3 exons. The record is from RefSeq and is a predicted model, not a curated record. The coding region runs from base 480 to 5633 and encodes 1717 amino acids. NCBI's taxonomy places the organism in Eukaryota, Viridiplantae, Chlorophyta, Chlorophyceae, Chlamydomonadales, Chlamydomonadaceae.